GAGGAAUAAGGAGAAAUGUCGUUCUGCAGGAUAACGGGGAGGAGCCGGGGCCUCCCCAAGCCCAAUUACUUUCCAUUACUGCCUCCAAUAAGUCCAGCUGAUGCCAAACGAUUUUGUCGAAUAACUGGUAAGUCGUACGGUUUGCCGACACACCAUUACAUUCCCGUGCUACUGGGUGUGCACAAUAGUGACAAAUCCAAAUGUCGGAUAACAAAUAAUUCUGCACUGGGUUCGCACCAUUACACCGCCGGGCUUAUUCUCGGUGAAAAAAAGAAGCACGUCGUCAUCAAGGACUACCGCUAUGUAUUUCCGGUGUUGGAAGGAGAUGACGAACAACAGAGAGCCCUGAGGGAUCUUCUUGAGAGGAAAAAAUUCUCCUCGGAGAUGGGUGAGAAAGUGGAGGAGGAGAAGAUGAAGUUUGUAUACACGGUACAAGAGAGGAGGUGUAGCCUAGUCUUUCCAGCUAGUUUAGAGGCUGCUGUCAGGGACGGUGAUGUAAGCGAUGUGAUGUUGUCAAGGGACUGUGAUACCGUUCUACUGAGACUUAAGCAGGGCCGCAAUGUCUCGGUUGAUUUCAAGGAACUCGAUGAUUUUGAUGAUUUGUAUGAGGGCCUAGGGACCCACGAGCAAGUAAUCAAGGAACGAGAGAGGCUCGAGACUGAGGCUAAAAAGAGGAGGAAACGAGCUGCACCUAAACUCAAUUAUGCCAAGAAGAUAUUCGAGGAUAAGGAGAUGGCUGAUGAUGAGGUCUUUCUUAUCGAACAAUUAAACAAGGCAAAGCAGCUCGAGCUGAGGAGGAGCAAGGAGCAUGCUAACGAGGAGGCAACUCACUGGAAAAAUGUCAAACUCGAUGAUAUAAUCGGGAAAUCGGGAGAGAGACAGUUAACAAUUGUCAAUGAGAACCACGAGAGUUUCAUUGAUCCGAUAAUAAAGACGUGUAAUUGGACUGAUAUUCAGAGUAAUAUUGGCACAAUUGAUGCAACUCCCAUUGUCACCGAGCUACCCAGUGCGAUUAGCAUUCCUCCAGAGGUGAUUGAUCUCGAGGCAGGGGAAAUUGGGGUGGUCACAUUACCCAUAUCCCAAGAGACUGGAGGAUUUGAGACAGUAUCUAUUAUUAAGCCUCUGACGCCGUUAGAAGUUGAAAUUAAUCCGAUAAUUCAGAGAUUAUUGCUCAAUCUUCCUCCAGAAAAACUUGAUGAAACCACGGGUGUUCGAGAGAGGCUGCUGAUCGCUGGUGAGCAAGCCCUUGAGGAACUGCCGAGAGUUAAGGAAAUUCCAGAGAUUGUGAGGAAUGUGCAGAAUGGAUCAAAGCAACAAGUUCAUAAAAUCAAGGGUCUCAAGGUAGAUAUUGAAUCGGCGCAGCGAUUCGUCGCAGGACAGACGCUCGAGACUCCAAGUGGUUCGGUUUUCGUUCCUGGAGAAACCCUGCAAACCCCUCAAGGGCCAACCUUCGUUCCAGGAUUCACUGUUCAUACUCCAGAGGGGCCUUUGCUCAUCCCUGGACAGAUCGUUACCAUUUCAGAAAAUGGAGGGCAAAUUCCAGUGUUCAUCGCUGGACAAACGUUGGAGACGAAAGGUGGGUGGAGAUUCGUUCAGGGUCAGACGAUCCAUAUGAAUGAGAGGGGGCGAUUUGUGCCGGGACAGACAAUACUCACGGAAGAAGGUCCCAAAUUCGUUGCUGGACAAAUUGCCAUUGGGGGGAAUAGAUUUGUGCCGGGACAAACGGUUCUGACCGACUCGGGUGGUAUAUUUACGCCAGGACAGACUAUCGCACAAAAUCGCGAGCACAUAUUCAUACCGGGGCAGAGUGCAAAGAUUAACGACAAAUGGCAGUUCAUCUCCGGACAAUGUUUGCUUACAUCCAACGGAGAACAUAUCUUUACUCCUGGAAGGACUAUGAAAACAUCAGGGGGCAUGCAAUUUGUCACUGGGCAAAAUCUCACUACAAAUAAACAAACUGAACAAGUAAAUUUCAUUCCCGGAAUCACAGUGGACACACCACACGGUAAAACAUUCAUUCCUGGCACCACUCUGGAGACUCCAGUAGGGAAAAAAUUCGUUGAGGGAAUGAUUGUGAAUACGAAGGCGAAAGGAGAAAGGUUCGUUGCGGGACGAGCAAUCUCCGGACCCAGUGGUUUUGAAUUUGCUGCAGCCAAGUCCGUCGCUGACAUAACAUUUUUGAAGCCCGGACCGAUUGGACUUGCAGUGAAUUCCAAAACAGCAAGCGUUUUUUCCCUCUUACACCAAGAAGAGAUAUACGGUCACAUGAUUCAAACUGAAAACGGCGUCGAGUUCAUUCCUGAGACGCUUGGAAAAUCUCCCAAAGGUACACGCAUUGUUCCCGGACAAUUGGUUAGAGGGGAAAAGGAAGGGCCCCGGUUUGUCCCUGGAGUGAUGACCGAGGAAGGAUUUCUCCCAGGUCAGACAGUUUUAACUGAGAAGGGAGAGCAGUUUGUGCCUGGUCAAGUGGUGGAGACGAGUUCUGGGCCCAAGUUUGUACCCGGAAGGAUGGUGAAUACCCGGAGUGGACCAAAAUUCGUGCCCGGUCAGACUGUGGAAACUGUCGAGGGGCCGCGUUUUCUUCCUGGACAGAUAGUUCAGACGAAAGUUGGGCCGACUUUCAUUCCCGGCCAGGUUAUAUCCAUAGAGGAUAAAGGCUCGAGAUUUGUUCCUGGACAGGUAAUCGACACUCCAGAUGGUCCGCGUUUCGUUCCCGGUUGUGUCGUUGAAUCUGGAAUAUUAGGAGUGACCUUUGUACCCGGACAAAUGGUACAGACAGAGGAGGGACCGCGGUUUGUUGCUCCGGACUUGACGGACACAGCCGAGGGAGAAAUGGAGUUCUCCGUUCAGGGUUUCGAAGUGACCCCUGAGGAACUCGGAUUACUUCGGCUUUCGCAAUCCCACUGCAAUGGUGCAGAGCAAAGCGGAGAGCCUAGCAUUGACGCGAGACUUCUCCGACAAUUAUCAGAAGCUGGAAUGUCAAUUGGCCGAAAGAUAUCAGCCAAUGUACCCAGUGUCGGCGUCGACGGAGAUACUACAGCGAUGGUACUUGAGAACGCCCUUACAAUCGUUGAAAACCUCGGACUCCUCGGGGACUCGGCAGUAAAAAUGGCCCAAAUUGUGUCAACUGUCUCCCAAUUAGCCUACAGCAUCAUCAAGCAAUAUUACAACGGAGAAAAGCUCAACUUGGAGAAUGUGUGCAAUGGCAGAGCGUUCAUGGUUACCAAUGGACAAACCCAUCACGAUCACGAACAUAUCAAUUGGAUGAAUGAAGCUAUUAAAACAGCGAUAGCUGCUGCCGUUCUGGCUAUAGCCGAUGAUCCUCGUGAAAAUGGAGAAGGAAAGCCGGAUAAUAACAUAUUGUCAUCAAUCAGUGAGGCUUUCAUGGUAGCCCUUGGCAAAAAUUCCAUCUCGAUUGAUGAGGCAGUGAACCAAGCGCUAAAAAUAUUACUUAUACCUCACAAUAGAAAGAGCCUAAGUGAGAGCACCAUUUUCCAACUUUUUAAAUUACGUAACAACAAGAUUGACAUUCUCAAGUCAACGGUAGUGGAGCACUCGUUGAAGGAUGAUGUAGUCCUGGAGAGAUUGUCAGCGGUCCUUGAGGAGGAGCAGGGAAACGAGGUGCUCGGUUCGGCGUUUCGAAAAGUCUCGGAGGGAAAUCCAGAGCUGGUAUCGAGCGUUUUGAAGAAAGUCUCGCAGGAAGUGGCAGCACUCUCGUCGGAAAAAGAAGCAGCGGAGAGCGUCCAUAAGGCGAUCGUAGACGCGGUUCGAGAAUCCAGUGAACUUCAAGUACGAAAAUUGUUGGACGACAAAGGUAUACAUGUGAGAGAGCUCAUUCUACAGGCGGUGGGUUUAGCGAGGGCUCUGGGUAUGUCCUCGACGGCCACCAGUCUCCUUAAUGUCAUUAGCGACGAAAAAUCUACACGAGCAUUGGCCGGGGACAAAGUUACUUUGGAUAUUCUCAAGAGAUUAACAGUAAUGCGAAAACUCGCGGAAACUCGUCCUCAGUUUGUUGCAGCCCUGAGAAAUCUCAGUAGCGAUCCGGAGCUCGCUAAAACCGAUCCACAAUUGAGAACACUUGUCCGGGAGAGCGCAGCCUUGAUGAUUGUCCCUGAGGGUAUACCUCUACAAUCCUCCGGGGAUAUUCCGACAGCGCUACUUCAUGCAGAGAAUAGUCUCGCCAUCGAGGACUUUUUCAUUAGAAGAAAUCAAAAGCCAUCAACGAUUUUUAUGAUACUUAAGAAGGGUUUCCAGACCGUCGUUCCGAGGGAUGCAUCACGCGCUGUUCUCACUGGACAGGUCGCUUACACGGUUCUCGAUGAGAAUGGAAUAUCCCACUUUGAGCCGCUUCAUGUUUUCUCCGCCCUCAAGCUCAAUAAACCCUCGGCCCAUCGUUUCUCCAUGUAUGCCAUUCCUGUUGCUGGAGAGGAGGAUUACGAGGGGGAAACCAGCUUGACAACUUCCUUUACUUCGACUAAUGCCAGAGAAUCGAGUGCCGGGAUUCAUUUCACCGAUAGAACAUUGGAGAAUUGGUUAAGUAGAGAAAAUACUCCUAGCCUGAGAAGACGGAGCAGUGGCAAUCCGGAGGGGGCUUAUCAGAAUGGGAAAUCGGAUAAUUUCGUGGUGGUGAAGGAUUAUGUAUCAGAAACGGACAACGAUUUCUCUGUUACUGUCGGCGACAUCGUCGAAGCAGUUGAUAUUCAAGACGACCUGACCAAGAGAUCUAGGAUGGAUCCUGAUCUGGAGAUAGGGAAGGUUGAAGCGUGUCUGGAUAGUUCGGCCGCUCGUCACAAGCUAUCAGUGAGACCAAGAAGAAGACACACUGAUUUGCGGGCUAGGGGCGUCGUCAGGUCGAUAUCGGACUCUAAUAUUCAGAGAGCACGAGUCCGAAAGAUAGACGGGAAAGAGGGAUGGCUGCCAAUGUCAAUACUCAUGCAGACAGCUCUCAGCGAGGACAGUUCGACCCUGAGUCAACACCGCCCAGAAGAUUCCCAAUAUCGACGAGAAGCUGUGGUGAAGGAAUUGGUUGAAACUGAGGAAGAAUUCGGCAAAGACCUUCAACAGGUGGUUGAGAGAUACCUUAAACCCUUGGACAACCCUGGAGUCCCCAGGGCCAUUCGUGAUAACAAGGAAAUUAUUUUCAGCAAUCUUAAACACAUUGCUGAUUUCCAUAAUACAUCGUUCGGCAGGGUCUUAAUCGAGGGGGUCAAAUACUAUGCGGAUCAACCAAGAAUGCUUGGAAAAACUUUUUUGCGACUGGAGAGAGAUUUCGACAAGCAUGUGGCUUAUUGUCGGGACGAGCCGGCUGCCCAAGAAUUCUUACAGAUCAACAACGAGGUUCGAGAAUAUUUCGAGGAGCUAAGCCAGACUCUUGGAGACGAUAAAAGUGUUUCGGAGCAUCUGAAACUUCCGAUACAACGUAUCAACGACUACCAGCUCUUGCUUAAGGAGCUGGUUAAAUAUUCGACCCGACUGGGGGAAAAUAGCGACGAUCUCCAGAAAGCCCUGGAGUUGAUGCUAGGAAUCCCCCAUCAAGCGACCGACAACAAGUUUAUAAGUAAUAUCGAGGGCUUCAAAGGCAACAUCCAUAAGCUCGGUCGACUCCUCACCCACGAGUGGUUCACAGUGACAGACAAGGACGGAAAGACCAAAGAGCGUUAUUUGUUUCUCUUCAAAGCCCGCAUACUCGUAUGUAAAGUUCGGAGAAUAUUGGAGGAUCGUUCCGUCUUUGUCCUCAAGGAUAUCAUUAAACUGCCAGAGGUCGAGCUCAAAGAUUAUCCAGUCGAGCAGCGUACCUUCGAGUUGCACAAUCCUGAGAUAUCAGGCUACCCGAUAACUCUAGUUGCUCAUAAAGAUACAGUUAAAAAGACUUGGCUCAAGGAAAUCCGCGAGUACGCCAGUGAUCUCGUUGCCCUGGCUGAGCAUGCAGCUGAUGAUCUACAACUGACUGAGGGAAAAACUAACGACGAGACGAAGACUCCCACUGGGUUAAACCCUCCACCAAAAGACAAGAGCCAAACCAAAGUACAAGUUACCGCUGCUGAGAAAACGGAGAGUUGUACAUUUGAAGCGAGUAGAGCGAGUAAAGCGAGCAUCGAGGACAACAAAGAGAUGUCCGGUCGGUACUCGGCGACGAGCCGCUUCAGCACCUCUUCCAAAGUUAUUGAAGAGUAUUCAUCAGUGUCGAGCAGUAGAAAUGGCGCGUCCUCCCUAGUGGAAACAUCGAUGUCAGGCUCUCUUAGCGAGAAGAGAUCCUCUUCGCUGUAUGAUGCCUCCGACGUCCACUCUUCUGUCAAGCAUCGCACUGCAGUCAGUGGCUCCUCUGAAGACACGAGGAUCGCUAAACUGGCGCUUACUGCUACCGACACUGGUAGGCUCAAGUUUGGGAGGACGAUCGAGGGCAUCAGCGCUCAACCCAUCCGAGCGAAACAGGCUGUUAUGCACGUUAUAGCUGGCGAGUCGGCGACUUUUGAGUGCACUCUUGAUAGCAGCAGCUCCGCAUCGAAAUUUCUUUGGCUGAAGGACAACAAACCUCUCGAUGACAAGCUCGCAGACAGAAUUAACAUCAUCUCAACCGAUAAUGUUUUCAAACUCAAAAUCCUCAAUGUCAUGGAGAGUGACACGGGAAUCUACACAGCUAGAGCUGCCAAUGGUGAUUGUAAUGCCAGCUGCACAGCUCAAUUGAUUGUCGAGAAUUUGACAGCUGAUGAAAGGAGAGCCCAGGCCGAAGCUAAAGCUCCGGUCUUUCUUGUUCAACUCAAAAACACUGAACUACUUGAGAACACCUAUCUUCGGUUUAUGAUUAAGGUCAAAGGAGAUCCAAACCCUGAAUUGAAAUUUUUCAAAGACGGUAUUCUAAUCGACUCGAAAAGCCAACAAAUCAAGAUUAUAACCGAAAGAGCUGACAGUGGAUUUUACGAGCUAGUCAUCCCAGAUGUUCAGAAGGCAGAUGCCGGGAUGUAUUCAUGCGUGGCAACAAAUAAAUUUGGUGAAUGCUUGUGCGAAGCAGAGGUGACAGUAACUGAUGAGAAGAGCCUGUUCGCUGGGCUGCCAGAGGGAAUCUUUGAACCAGGUGCAGAGCCUUCAUUCAAGUGGCUGCGAGAUGGUAAGCCUUUUGAUCCAGAGGAGCGUUUCAAGGUCCUCUUCGAGGAUAAGGAAGACACCCUUGCUCUUGUAUUCCAGCAUGUGAAGCCUGAAGAUGCAGGACUGUACACCUGCGUAGCUCAAACAAGCACUGGUAACAUCAGCUGUAGUGCCGAGCUCACAGUCCAAGGGAAUGUCAAUCAGCUACUGAAGGAGCCCACCAAACCAGUUCUGGAUAAUGAAUCUAGAACAUCCGAGGUUAAUGUCGGGGGUUCUGCUAUGCUCGAUCUUCAAGUGAAGGGCUUUCCCAAGCCACAAAUCACAUGGAGCAAGGACGGUAAAGAGAUUGUAGCUGGAGGCAGGAUAAAAUAUCUGUGGGAAGACGAGGAAUCGCUCUCUCUUGUCAUUAAAAAUGUGACGUGUGACGAUGGCGGUGUCUACACCAUUAAGGCCAAGAACGAACUGGGGGAGGAUACGACUUAUAUUGAGCUCAUUGUCAAAUCUGCUCCGAAAAUCAUCAAAAAGAUGGCUGAUACGUUUGCUUACAUUGAAACCGAUGCCAAAAUGACUGUUCAAAUUCAGGCGUCACCUCCUCCGAAUGUUACAUGGUACAAAGACGGCCAGGUAAUCAAGGAGUCUGAGAGGAUUUCUUUCGUGAAAGAGGGCAAUGAUAGCUACAGUUUGAUAAUUAUGGAGUGCAGGCUCACCGACACUGGCUCUUACUCAGUGAUGGCGAAAAAUGAGAUUAACCAGACUUCUGACGUUUGGAAUUUCGACGUCAAGUGUCCACCGAAGAUCAAGAAGAAGCUCGGUGAGAACAGGAUUAUUGAGGAUGGCGCUAGCCUUACCCUCCAAAUUGAGGUGGAGACCACUUCUGAGUCUGAUGUAAUCUGGAUGAAGGAUGAAGUCGUCAUCCGGGCGGAUGAAAGGGUCAUUAUCGAGGCUAGAGAGGAAGGGAUCAGGACGUUGAGCAUUAAUGGCACUGUGGGGACCGAUGCUGGAAUUUAUAAGGCCCAAGUCAGUAAUAAGGAUGGAACUACUGUGGAUCAAGUUGGUAUUGAGGUGAAAUGUGGCCCGAGAUUCAAGAAGAAUAUGACCGAUGUGAUCACCAAAGUGGGUGCAGCUAGCGCAGAAUUUUCGGUUGAAGUGGCUGGCUAUCCCAGGCCCAAAGUGCAGUGGUACAUUGGAAAAAGUGAAAUAACAGAGGAAAAAAAAGAUUACACCACAUCCUCAGAAGGCGAUGUCCACAAACUUAUUGUUAAUGACAUUAAGGAGGAACGAUCUGGUACAUUUAUAUGCAAAUUGACCAACGAGUACGGUUCGGACUCUAGCAGUGGCAAGCUCAUAGUCUAUUGCAAGCCCAAAAUCGUAAAAAAAAUGGUGGACCAGAAAUUGAACGAGGGAGACACUCUCAAACUGGCUGUGCAAAUAUCGGGAACACCAGAUCCAGAUAUCAAGUGGUUCAAGGAUGGCAAGGAAGUGUCUGCAGACGCUAGGAUCAAGAUUACAAGGGACAGUCAGAGAAAGGAGAGCUAUGAUCUCACCCUCAACUUACUCAAGGGGUCUGACGGUGGUACUUACGAAGUUAGGGCUGAAAAUGAGAUGGGAAGUGUUGUUUGCAAGAGCAAAGUCAUUGUUUUAACCAAAACCGAAGCAACAGCUGAUAGCUUAGGGGACGAUUCGAUGAAAAAAGUGGGGGUCGAUGAAGAUAUUUUAAUAGAAAAACCAGACAGUGAGGGACCAGAAGGUUGCGAGAAACUGGUGAAGAGGAGCAUUGAGAAAAUCAAGGGGAAGGAGGGUGAAACUAUAACAAUAUCCAUGGAAUCAACAACUGAGCACGAAGCAACUAUGACAGGUCCUGAUGAACGCCAUACGAUCAGCAAAAUGAAAUCGACAAAAGUCGAGUGCCAAGAAAUCCACACAGACCUACCUCAAGUUGAGGAGAUAGCAUCUUAUAAUUACACGAUACAUGAUGACAAAAAUAUUCACAAGCCCCCAAAUGGUAUACUCAUAGAGGAGUAUUCAGACGGGGAGGAAAAUAGGAAGAAACAUUCAGUGAACCGCGGAGUGUCGAUAGUUUCGGUGUCAGACGACGAAUCCACUCUCAAGGCUCUCUCGAGAGAUGUAAGCGCUGAGGAGAUGUUCGAUGCUGAUGUCUCGGAAGGUCUGGGGCGCGGUGAAAGCCUCCAGGGGCUCAUUCCACAGGGAAAAAGUGUCGAGGAGAAGGUCUUUGAGUAUGAUGGCCCUCAUCAUGCCGUAAGGUACACUGAAACUAUUAUCGAAGAAACGUUUAUCGAAAAUUCUUCUCAAAAUCCUUUAGAGGCGGUCAGCCUUGAGACAAUACCUCUGAGAGGAAGUGCUGAUGAAACUAAAUUGACAAAGCAAUGUGCAAAAAUUGAAAGAGUUGACUCCAUUGAGUCGAGAAAGGCUUCGAUAACAGAUAUUUCUAGGAGAAACUCUCAAACAGCUGUUAUUGAAGAUGAAAAAAUGUCACACCAGAGCUCGAGAAAAGGCUCGAUUGUUGAUCACUCGAGAAGGAAUUCACAGCGGGCUGUCAUCGACCACGACGACGACGACGACCUCGACGUUGAUGAGAAAACCAAGUCUCUACUUGAAAGAAUUAAGAGAGAACGCAGUGUCCUCGAUGAAAUUAUUGAUCAGACCACCGAGAAAAAGGACAAUGGCGAAAUCGGAGCCGCACCACAAAUCGUGAGUCACGAUUUCGAGGACCGUACGAUAUACGAGACCCAGAGCACAGUCUUCACGAUCAAAGCAACGGGAUUGCCCCGUCCAGAUGCAAAAUGGUUCAAGGACGGAAAGCCUCUGAAGUCGGCUGACAAAGGGAAACCUGCCCAGACUGGCGAAACAUAUACUCUUACUUUUAACAAAGCCACGGAAAAAGAAACUGGAAUAUACCAGCUUGUGCUGACCAACAAGCUGGGCUCAAUAAGUCUAGAUGCUUUUUUGGAAGUUGGCCCAGUAGGAGAUUUACGCAAGCCACGAUUCUGUGAAUCCGUUAAGGAUGUAGAUGUGGAGAUCCAUACGACAGGCACCCUUCAGGGUGUCCUUACAGCGGAGCCCAUUCCGGAAAUCGUGUGGCUGCAGGACGGCCAAGAGAUCGCCCUGGAUGAUAAGAAAUUCACCCGAGAAGUAGCCACGCGAAAGGUGGAGGAUGGCCUCCACCAGUGCACCUUCUCUCUGAUCAUCAAGGAUUGCCUCCCAAGCGACGUUGCAAAAUAUACAUUAAAAGCCACCAAUAUGCAUGGCGAAGCAUCCUCAAUAGCUGACCUAGAACUACUGGCCCCACCCCAAAUUCUCGAAUUCAAAGACCUUAAUGCUGCUGUAGAAGAGCUUUCUGUUUGGGAAGUCAUAAUCAAAUCUAACCCCAAGGCCGAGCUUUCCUGGGAGCGAGAGAAUGUACUCCUGAUGGAGGAUGAUAGUCGUUAUGGUUCUGAUGACGAUUACAAGAACAAGAAGUACAGGCUAAUUCUCAAGAAUGUGGUGUACGAAGAUGCCGGCACGUACAGGGUAAUUGCGAAAAAUUAUCUUGGAGAGGACAGUGCAGAGGCGCAACUCUUACCCUUCACAGUACCUCCGGAGAUAAUUAAAACCCUGUCGAACGGAGCUGUCCGCCAUGACGCAGCAAUUGAAUUCAAGGUAGAAGCUACGGGGAUAGCUCGUCCGAAAAUCCAGUGGUUCAUCAAUGGAGAUGAACUGGCCAACGAUGGACGCCAUACGAUCAUUACCACCAUUGAUGACCAUGUUUUCAGCACUUUGAGCAUUGUUAAUUUUGAUGCGACUGACGAGGGGGAGCUCGUUUGUGUGGCUACAAAUCUCGCAGGAAAAGCCAAGACCAAUUGUACGUUGUCUAUGAUCAGAAUUCCCCCGACCUUCGACAAACUUCUCCCAAAAUCGAAACAAAUUGAACAGGGAGAGCCACUUGAAUUAAGUAUCGACAUAGAUGGUAGUCCUUUUCCAAGGGUAACGUGGUUUAAAGAUGGAGAGAAAAUCGUUCCCGAUGGUCAUGUUAGAAUUGAGACCCAGCCAAAUGGCUCGACCAAGCUUACCAUUGACCACUGUAUACCAACAGAUUGCGGAGCAUACAAGCUCAUUGCCAAGAACAACAAUGGUGAGAAUAUGACUCAGUGCGCUGUUGCUGUAAAGCCAACUCAGCGCAGACCCUCUUUCUCCAAGCCCCUCGAGGACAUUCACAUCAUGGUAGGAGAAUCGAUGAAGCUGCAGGCACAGGUCGUCGCCUUUCCGACUCCUGAGGUGCAGUGGUUCAAGGACAGCUUGCCCCUACGUAAAUCACAGGAUAUUGAGUUCGUCAACGAACCGAAUGGAAUAAUGGGCCUAUCCAUCGAGAGUGCCAAACCAGAGGACACCGGAGUGUAUUCUUUGCUAGUGAAGAAUGACUUGGGGGAGGUAACAGGUACUGCUCAUGUCGAGGUUGAGGCUAAAGAGAAGAAACCAGGCUUUUUAAUAACUCUGCAGCCCCUUACCGUCGUCGAGGGUUUCCCAGCCAAGCUGGAAGUCACCACUGUAGGAAAACCUUCACCAUUACUCAAGUGGAUGCACAACGGAGUGGAUAUCGUACCCGAUGGAGUACACAUCAAGGUAAUCUCUCAACCCGAUGGGACACACGCACUUGUCAUUGACAAAGUCAAAUGUGAGGAUGCAGGGGAAUAUGGCGUAUUGGCGAGUAACUCUCAAGGCGAGGAAGCUAGUUAUGGGAUACUGAGUGUUGUGACAAAAGAGAAAACAGAUAUUCCCGAGGAGAAGCCAGGCUUUCUCGGCCAACUGAGAGACGUUACUGUUGAAGAAGGUGAAACACUGGCGCUGAGUGCUUCCUUCUCGGCAAAUCCCCUUCCGGAUGUCUCCUGGACGAAGGACGGCGAACCUGUGGAGCCCAAAGACUCCAGGGUACUGCUCUCAUGCGAUGGCAAGAAGGUGGGCAUUGAGAUUCAUCCCUGUUCGCCAAAGGAUGCAGGUGUCUAUCGUUGUCGCCUCAUUAAUCCUCUAGGAGAAGAUGCCUCCAGUGGAGUGGCAAUUGUCCGCAAGAUCUACUCCAGACCAAACUUUGCCCAAAGAUUUACAGAUCUCCAGCAGUUAACAGGCUGUGACGCUAAGUUCGCUGCGAGGAUUACUGGAAUUCCGCGGCCAGACGUUACCUGGUAUUUCAACGACAAAACAAUUGGCCGUGACAGCGAUAAAUACAAGAUGAAAAGAGACGGGGACAUCUGCUGCUUAUACGUGUCAGACUGUUCAUCGCUUGACGUGGGAAAGUACAAAUGCAGAGCAGUGAAUAAAGAAGGAGAAGCUUGUUGCGAAGCGGGUCUGUCUUUAGGCUCCGGAAUUGAUAGUCGACAAAAAGUUGAGGCUCCGUCAUUCCUCAAACGAAUCGGCGACUGCGAAAUAUAUAAAGGCAUGACAGCCAAGUUUACAGCUUGUGUCACUGGCUGUCCAGAGCCGAGUUUUGAGUGGUACAGAAAUAAUGAGAGACUCUGGCCGACAGAUCGAAUUAGAAUGGAGGAGGAGGGCUCGGGUCUUCUUCGCUUGAUUCUCAUCAAUAUCGACGAGCACGACGUUGGCAAAUAUAGUCUGAGGAUAUACAAUCCUCAUGGUGAGGAUAUCUGUCACGCCGAGAUGCGUUACGACACCCUGGAUAUUCGCCCAAAAAAAACCCUUGCAGACCAGUACUCGGAAUUUGACAAAUAUAGAAAAUCUGGAAUUCCUCUACCCCUUGCUGAUCGGCCAAUUAUAAGUCGAAUGAUGGACAGACACUUGACGCUCUCGUGGAAGCCGUCAAUUCCAAUUGGGCCGCGUGUUCCAGUGACAUACCUCGUGGAGAUGUGCGAGCUACCUGACGGUGAUUGGUUUACAGCAAAGUCAGGGCUGCGCAGUUGUGUGUGCGAUAUUAGAAACCUCGAACCCUUCCGCGAUUAUAAAUAUCGCAUUAGAGUGGAGAAUAAAUAUGGUAUAAGUGAUCCUUCGCCAUUUGCCCAGACAUAUCGUUCAAAACUCAUGCCAGAUCCUCCAAAAUUCCAUCCGUACCUCUCUCCAGGUAUUGACUUUCGCCCAGAAACAAGCCCCUACUUCCCCAAGGAUUUUGACAUUGAGCGGCCACCCCACGAUGGUUACGCCCAGGCCCCCAAGUUUCUUCGCCAGGAGCACGACGCUCAGUAUGGCGUCAAGAAUCAUAACUGCAAUCUCUUCUGGUUCGUUUAUGGCUAUCCCAAACCCAAGAUGAGUUAUUACUUCAAUAAUGAGUUGAUAGAGUGUGGGGGCAGAUAUGAUCACAGCUACACGAGAAAUGGUCAGGCAACGCUCUUUAUAAAUAAAAUGUUGGAGCGAGAUGCGGGUAUCUAUGAAGCAGUGGCGAUUAAUGAGCAUGGCGAAGCUAGACAGAGGGUGCGUCUCCUUAUCGCCGAAUAUCCGACCUUCGUUAAACGUCCCGAGGAGAGUAUCAUCAUGCUACGUAGAAAUGGACAUCUCCAGGCAAGGAUUCUUGGUACUCCCUAUCCUGAAAUUAAGUGGUACAAGGAUUGGAAACCCCUGGCUCCGACAGCCAGGCUAAAAAUGGACUUUUUCGAGCCGGAUAUGUCUGUCCUCACUAUCAACGAUGCUAUUCUCAAGGAUGAAGGCUUGUACUCAAUCAGUGCGAGAAAUAUCGCGGGUUCGGUGUCGUGCUCAGUGAUGGUGCACGUUGAAGAGAAUGAGCACGAGUACGGUUACAGAACGUAUACAAGACAGACUGAUGUAAAGCCCAAAAUUAAAUUAUUUGAUGAUUAUUAUGACCUUGGAGAUGAGCUGGGUAGGGGCACACAGGGAAUUACUUAUCAUGCUGUAGAGAGGGCCACUGGUAAGACUUAUGGGGCGAAGGUUAUGCACGGACGUGGUGAAUUAAAACCACUCAUGCUUAAUGAGGUUAAUGCUAUGAAUCAUUUGAACCACCGCAAUCUUUUACGUCUACAUGACGCCUAUGAGACUGAUGGCUCGAUGACACUCUUGACUGAGCUUGCAGGUGGAGGCGAACUCGUUGAUACCCUCACGAGGAAUCCUUUUUAUACUGAAUGGGAGGUGGCCAAUUACAUCAGGCAAAUUUUGAAGGGAUUAGACCAUAUGCACAACGAAAGUUGGGCUCAUCUUGGAUUGACUCUUGGUGAUCUUCUAAUUUCUCAUUCUGGGAGUGAUGAGCUCAAAAUCGCUGAUUUUGGCCUCGCCAGAAGGAUCUCCUACAAUAAGCUAAUGAUGCUUGUGUAUGGGAUGCCUGAGUUUGUGGCUCCUGAAGUGAUCAAUGGAGACGGAGUGACUUAUUCUGCUGACAUGUGGUCUCUAGGAAUUAUCACACAUAUUCUCUUGUCUGGAAUCUCGCCAUUCAGGGGAAUCAAUGAUCGGGAGACUCUCACCAAGAUUAAAGGCGGAAAUUGGGAUUUUGACGAGCGCUGGUGGAUACAUAUUUCCAGUGAAGCCAAGGACUUUGUCAAGCGACUGUUGGUUUACACUGUCGAGGGGAGAAUGGAUGUGGCUGAGGCUCUUCGGCAUCCUUGGUUACGAGGGCUUGAUAAAUCACCGGUGGAGCCUUAUAAAAUUCCCUCGGAGAAUUUGCGUAAUUAUUACAAGCUCUUUAGAGACUGGUACAGCAAUGCAUCUUGCAGAAACUGGUAUAGAAGGCGACGACUCAGCAGUGCCUUUGAACAUCCCUCAAAAAUGGUUUAUCCACCGGGUGACAGAUAUACUCCUGAACCAAUGGCUGAACGCACAUUCACUCCUCGAGAAAAACCUGAACCCAAUGCCUGGGAGAAUAGGGUUCCAUCUAGAGAAUCUAUUGAUACCAAAAUUGGCAUGUUUUCAAAUGAGAGUCAUUAUCAGAAUGGGCCCGAUACUUAUCUUCUGCAGUUAAGGGACACUGACUUUCCGGUCAGAUUGAGAGAGUACAUGAAGGUCGCUCAUGAUCGGUGCCCAAGUUUCACAAGAAUUUAUAAUGAUGAGGGAUAUGAUUGGCGAACGCCAAUAAUAAGAGAACGUCGAAGAUUUACGGAUGUUAUGGACGAGGAAAUUGAUGACGAACGAAAAGCUCGAAUUAACAAUUAUGGAGCGGAUUCCAAUACGAUGCGACGCCUCCGUCACGAACUAGGAACACGUUUGGACUCAUACUACGAAGCUGAUGCAAUGAUAGAAGAGAAAAAAGGUGGAAACCUUCCGUUCUUCCGAGAAAAACCCCAAAUCCUGCAGAUACAGGCAGGCAAGUGCGCCCAAUUGGUGUGUUAUGCUGUGGGUAACCCAAAGCCCAAUGUUCAGUGGUACAAAAAUGACCUGGUAAUUCAGGAAGGAAAGAGAAUCAAUAUCGUAGAGACAACUGAUGGUAGAUCAAUCCUGAGCUUCAGCCCAACUCGAGAGUACGAUAUCGGAAUUUACAAAGUAGUAGCUAGAAAUCCAGUGGGACAGACAGUAGCUCGAACUCGAAUUGUCCUAGCUACCGUACCAGGUAUAUCUCAAGCUCCUCAGACCUGUGGAAUUUCAGACACUGAAAUCCUGUUGCGUUGGAAGGCCCCCAAGGACGACGGAAACUCGGAGAUAUUGUGUUACAACUUGCAAUACAAGGCCGGUGACUCCAUCGACUGGAUCGAUGCGGCCAGCAACAUCGAUCACGAGUUUUAUCUCGUCAAAGAUCUUCAGCCGAACACUAGCUAUCACUUUCGAUUAUCAGCUAGGAAUCGCAUUGGCUGGGGGGACAAGGGCUUCGAGACAAAUCUCAUUCAAACCAAGCCAGAGGGCACACCAAAAGUGUCCAUUAGUCGAGCCAUGCAACAUCUCCAGCACCUCACCGAAUCAGGUCAGGAGAUCAUCCCAGAUGAGGAGAAACCCAGAAUGAGCUACGAAGCGGAAGAGUGUCCUAUUGAAUGGACCAUCGAUUCCCAGUUUACCACUCGGUAUUCCUUUAUAUCUGAAGUCUCCAGGGGACGUUUUUCCAUGAUUGUUAAGGGGGCUGAAAAGGAGAGCGACAGACUCGUUGUCGCCAAAAUUCUGGAGGUACGUCCUGAGCUAAAGGAGGCAGUUGGAGAGGAAUUUCAGGUAUUGCGAUCACUCAGGCAUGAGAGGAUUGCACUUCUGGAGGCCGCUUAUUGGCCAGCUAACUCGCCAAUCGCUGUUUUCAUUCUGGAGAAACUUCAGGGCUCUGAUGUGCUGACAUACCUAGCCAGCAGGCCAGAGUACACUGAGAAUUGUGUGGCUACUAUCAUUACAGAGGUCCUCGAUGCUCUGCAGUAUCUUCACUGGAGGGGCUACUGUCACCUCGAUAUUCAGCCCGAUAAUAUCGUGAUGGCUUCUCUGAGAUCAGCACAUGUUAAAAUUGUCGAUUUUGGCACUGCUAGGAAGGUCUCCAAAUUGGGGACCGAAGUACCACUCAAGUGUGGACAUCAUGAGUAUAGGAGUCCUGAAGUGCUUAAUGAGGAGUUGGCGUAUCCUCAGACUGAUAUUUGGAGUGUUGCAGUGCUUGCUUACGUUCUGCUAUCUGGGGUGUCGCCAUUUAAGGGAGCUGAUGAUAAUGAAACUAGGCAGAAUAUUUCAUUUGUUAGAUAUAGAUUCGAGCACUUGUUUAAGGAGAUUAGCCAGGAAGCUACCAGGUUCCUUAUGCUUCUUUUCAAACGCACACCUAGUAAGAGACCUACAGCGGAAGAAUGCCACGAGCACCGAUGGCUUAUGCCCACAGAAUUUAUGAUAAAAAAACGCGAGAGAACGUCUUUUUCCGGUGAUAGAUUGAAAAAGUAUAACGAAGAAUACCACGAAAUGAAACGCAAUUUUGUGUCGAAGAGUGACAAUUUAACACAAGCCUUUGGAAGUCUUCGUAAUUUGCAUAGAUCUCACAGCACAGAGGAUGAAUUGAUCACAUCUAUCGACAUAGAGUAAGAUACAAUUUCAUUAAGAUUUCUCCAGUAAAUAGAUAUUUAUUUAUUGACAAUGUUUUUAACAAUUGCAAAAAAAAAAAAAAAAAAAAAAGGGCCAUUUUUGGAAAUAAUUUCAAGGGAUAGAUCAUCACAUGGCACGGUUAUUGGAUUCGACAAUUGUCUUGCUCUCAUUCUGUUGUUUAUUUUUUAAACCUUUUAAGAGACAUUAUCGCAGCCUCCAUUGGUUCACAUUUGACACGAGUGCAUGAAAAACUGUACAAAAAUGUUAAUUAUGGGAUGAAUUGCAUGUUAAUAAUUUAUAUAAUUUUUUUUCUUUAUUUACAAAAUGUUUCUUGGAAAUAAAGACUUGAACGCUGAAAAAUA
Messenger RNA from Fopius arisanus, 17354 nucleotides. It is a transcript of the gene Obsc, whose product is annotated as Obscurin. The coding region runs from base 16 to 16992 and encodes 5658 amino acids. Gene Ontology annotation, biological process: protein phosphorylation. Lineage: Eukaryota; Metazoa; Arthropoda; Insecta; Hymenoptera; Braconidae. The transcript has 17 exons. Gene Ontology annotation, molecular function: ATP binding; protein kinase activity; protein binding. The record is from RefSeq and is a predicted model, not a curated record.